UAAACAGGAAGCAGCUGAUCUCCACUGCCUGCUUCCACCAAGUAAUGUACUCCACUGUAUUCUUCGAAACAAAUAAAAACUCCAGGAUAGAAUUGCUCGAACAUAAGUAACUGUUCUACCCUUUCGGGCAGAAGGAGGAAGAGGAGAGCUGCUGCAGACACAGACUGAAGUCAUCUGACCUGCAGCUCAGACAAAACACUCAUCAUCGUGUCUGCUGAGGGGGAUGUCAAGCACAGCAAUGAAGAAAAAGGUGCUACUGAUGGGGAAAAGUGGGUCGGGGAAGACCAGUAUGAGGUCAAUCAUCUUUGCCAAUUACAUAGCUCGAGACACACGCCGCCUUGGAGCUACAAGUAAGAGCAUUUUAAGGAAAGGUUCUGCAUGUAGAUGUAUUUUUAAUGCUGGGUGUGUCUUAAACCUCAUUUAUAAAAAAUCUUCUCAUUAUUUAUUGAACUUAGUUGACGUGGAACACUCCCAUGUACGGUUUCUUGGCAAUCUGGUUCUGAACCUGUGGGACUGUGGAGGACAGGACACGUUCAUGGAGAACUACUUCACCAGCCAGAGGGACAACAUUUUCAGAAACGUAGAGGUUCUUAUUUAUGUAUUCGACGUCGAGAGCCGGGAGCUGGAGAAAGACAUGCACUACUAUCAGUCAUGUCUGGAAGCCAUCCUGCAAAACUCCCCCGAUGCCAAAGUGUUCUGCCUCGUGCACAAGAUGGACCUGGUGCAGGAGGACCAGAGAGAUUUGAUCUUUAAGGAGCGUGAAGAAGAUCUGAAGAGACUGUCCAGGCCUUUGGCUUGCACAUGCUUCAGGACGUCCAUCUGGGAUGAAACCCUGUAUAAGGCCUGGUCCAGCAUAGUGUACCAACUCAUCCCAAACGUCCAGCAGCUGGAGACAAACCUGAGAAAUUUUGCACAGAUCAUAGAAGCAGAUGAAGUUCUCCUGUUUGAGAGAGCCACCUUCCUGGUGAUCUCUCACUAUCAGUGCAAAGAGCAGCGUGACGCUCACAGGUUUGAGAAGAUCAGUAACAUCAUCAAACAGUUCAAACUCAGCUGUAGUAAACUUGCAGCCUCUUUCCAGAGCAUGGAAGUGAGGAACUCCAACUUUGCGGCCUUUAUCGACGUCUUCACCUCCAACACAUACGUCAUGGUCAUCAUGUCGGACCCCUCCAUUCCAUCUGCAGCCACUCUCAUCAAUAUCCGUAAUGCUAGGAAACACUUUGAGAAGUUGGAGCGGGUGGACGGACCCAAGCACAGCCUGCACAUGCGAAUGCGUUAAGCCCACGCGUUUGUCCCAGUGGAUACUCUCAGCCAAUCAGUCCACAGAUCGCUGCGGCCUCCCAGCUCCAAUACACACGAGCAGCCCUGCACCGUUUCCUCUAUAUCUUCAAUUUCAAUCACAGUUAUCACGGGAGAAAUCAUAUUUUCUUUUGGUCUAAUUUCUACAGUGAUCUUAAAUAUGUUGAAGAGUGAUACAUUCUGUUGAAAUAUUUGUCCUAACUUGACACAUUAAAGAAAAAAUGAAUAGUUGUUUGCUACAGAGCGGGCUACCUUUGCUGUCAUGCUGUCAUAUACAGUAGAUUCAUUGGCUUCAUGCAGUGAAUCCUAGUGAUUUGGGGACUUUGUCUCCAAGUGUUAAGCAGCAGAUACUGUUUGAUUUUCAAAUGCAGUUUGUAAGCUGUUACAAACAAUAUAGUUAUGUUCAGAAACAGA
Molecule: messenger RNA, 1710 nt
Organism: Stegastes partitus (bicolor damselfish)
Lineage: Eukaryota; Metazoa; Chordata; Actinopteri; Pomacentridae
Gene: rraga
Product: Ras-related GTP binding A
Exons: 9
Coding region: 224-1276 (350 amino acids)
Biological process (GO): cellular response to starvation; negative regulation of autophagy; positive regulation of TORC1 signaling
Cellular component (GO): nucleus; lysosome; Gtr1-Gtr2 GTPase complex
Molecular function (GO): GTP binding; GTPase activity
Source: RefSeq, a predicted model, not a curated record